Messenger RNA from Phyllotreta striolata, 885 nucleotides. Lineage: Eukaryota; Metazoa; Arthropoda; Insecta; Coleoptera; Chrysomelidae. The record is from the annotation of a GenBank genome assembly.
GGAGAUAUGACAUCACUGGGGUGUCAACGUACGAAUAUUUUAGGUUAUGUGUGCCCAUUUUUGGUAUUUGAAUAAAAUUAAAGAAACUUUAUAAUUAGCACAUUCUGAAAAUUACUGAUAACAAACGGAAUUUAUAAUUAACUAAUUAAACCCACUAACAUGCAGAAUCCCAACGAAGACACCCAAUGGAACGAUGUUCUCAGGGCAAAAGGCAUUAUUCCUCCGAAGGAGAAAGAGGUCACAGAAGACCAAAUCGUUUCUAUGCUCGAACAAACCAUAGAACAAAAAACAGCAACGGGUAAAAAUUUAUCUGAGCUCGAUUUGGACGAAUUAGACGAGCUAGAAGACUCCGAGGACGAGGCCGUUUUGAACGAAUACAGGGCCAAGAGGAUAGCCGAGCUGAAGGCUUUAGCAGAAAGGCAAAAAUUCGGCUAUGUCGGAGAAAUAUCUGCUCAAGAUUACAUAAACGAGGUGAAUAAAGCCGGAGAAGGUAUAUGGGUAGUUUUGCAUCUCUACAAACAAGGUAUACCUCUUUGUGCUCUCAUUAAUGAGCACAUGAAACAAAUCGCUGCCAAAUUUCCAGCGGUGAAAUUUUUAAAAUCCAUAUCUACUACUUGUAUACCAAAUUAUCCCGAUAAGAAUUUACCUACUAUCUUUGUUUACUUCGAAGGGGAUUUGAAGACCCAACUAGCCGGUCCUUUAGCAUUCAGGGGGCCAAAUCUUACUCAAAACGAAUUCGAGUACCUUAUUGGUAAAACUGGAGCUAUCGAAACGUCUAUAAAAGAAGAUCCCAGGCCUAAAAUUAAGGAUAAAUUGUUCUCCGAUUUAGAGGAUACAAAUGAUUGGUAGUUUUCGCUAAAUGCAAUAUUAAGUGACCAGUUAAGC